Molecule: messenger RNA, 1515 nt
Organism: Dioscorea cayenensis subsp. rotundata (Guinea yam)
Lineage: Eukaryota; Viridiplantae; Streptophyta; Magnoliopsida; Dioscoreales; Dioscoreaceae
Product: DEAD-box ATP-dependent RNA helicase 6-like
Exons: 4
Coding region: 991-1515 (174 amino acids)
Biological process (GO): cytoplasmic stress granule assembly; P-body assembly
Cellular component (GO): cytoplasmic stress granule; P-body
Molecular function (GO): mRNA binding; ATP binding
Source: RefSeq, a predicted model, not a curated record
AAAGCCUUUCAUCUUUAAUAGUGCUUCGCUUAAGAUCAAAUUUAUUCCAGGGCAUCAUUCCAGAGCAAUUAUCAAAACUCUCCUCUCUUCAGAUCCUUGACCUUGCACACAACAACCUAUCAGGUUGCAUUCCUCAUUCUUUUGGAGAUUUCAAAGCCAUGGUAGUCACAAACCACACUCAAUGGUGGUCUUUGUUCUCUAUUUUGAGUGUUGCCGAGCCUUUAUUUCCCCCUGGCAGCGAUGGUGGUCAUAAUAGCUUUGCGUACUCAGAAUCUCUCUUAAUAAGUGCAAAGGGUCUUCAAAUGGAAUACUCUAAGGUUCUAUCAUUAGUCACAAGCAUAGACCUAUCAAACAAUAAGCUUUCCUGUGAGUUGCCUGAAGAAUUGACCAAACUGCAUGGACUGCAUUUCUUGAAUCUUGCUUACAACCAUUUCGAUGGAAAGAUAUCAGAAAACAUCAGUGAAAUGAAACAGCUGGAAUCCCUUGAUCUAUCAUGGAACAAUUUAAUUGGUACCAUCCCUUCAAGCAUAUCUACUUUGAACUUCUUGGCCCAUUUGAACCUUUCCCACAACAAUUUGUCAGGAAAAAUUCCAUCAGGCAGCCAACUUCAGACUUUCGAUUCAUCAGCCUAUAACUGGAAUCAUAAUCUUUGUGGAUCACCUCUUCAGGAUUGUGCUAAUGAGACACAUUAUUCCCAAGGUGCAAACGAGGAAGAAGGAAAAGGAGAAUGGUUAGAGAUGUUAUGGCUUUACGUAGGCCUUGCAAUGGGAUUCAUUACUGGCUUUUGGGUAAUCAUUGGCACCAUUAUUAUCAAGCAAACCAUAAGGAUUGCUUAUUUCAGAUCCAUUGACAAAGCAUAUGAUUUUCUAUAUGUGAAGAUGGUUAUGUACUCCCGGAGAUUCAAAUCAACUUUCUCAAAGAGGAACUAAGGAUGUUACUGCAACUAAGAGAAAUGAAUUUGAAGAUUACUUUUUGAAGCGGGAGUUGCUUAUGGGAAUAUAUGAGAAGGGAUUUGAAAGACCUUCACCCAUUCAAGAAGAAAGCAUUCCAAUUGCACUGACUGGGAGUGACAUACUUGCCAGGGCUAAAAAUGGGACUGGGAAGACAGCUGCAUUUUGCAUUCCUGCUCUAGAAAAAAUCGAUCAAGAUAACAAUGUUAUUCAAGUUGUCAUAUUGGUUCCCACAAGAGAAUUGACUCUCCAAACAUCUCAAGUAUGCAAAGAGUUGGGAAAGCAUUUAAAGAUUCAGGUCAUGGUUACCACUGGAGGAACUAGCUUGAAGGAUGACAUAAUGCGUUUAUAUCAGCCUGUUCAUUUACUUGUGGGAACACCAGGACGCAUUCUUGAUCUUGCAAGAAAAGGUGUUUGUGUAUUGAAGAAUUGCUCAAUGCUCAUUAUGGAUGAGGCAGACAAGCUUCUAUCGCUAGAAUUUCAACCUUCCAUUGAGCAGCUUAUUCAAUUUCUUCACCUACCCAUCGACAAGUUUUUAAUGUUUUCGAGCAACAUUUUCCUGUAG